Hydra vulgaris (swiftwater hydra) is the source of this 1499-nucleotide messenger RNA. RefSeq lists its product as uncharacterized. Lineage: Eukaryota; Metazoa; Cnidaria; Hydrozoa; Anthoathecata; Hydridae. The record is from RefSeq and is a predicted model, not a curated record.
UGAAAAGCAACUGUUUGGAGCAUUUGAUUAGUCACACGCCAGUAAUCUUGCUCUCUAUAUAAAGACGCGUAAUUUGGUCAACCUAUGCAAAUUUAACAAACCAUCUGCUGAGAAAAAACGAAUAUCGCGAUACAGAUAAUAGAUAAUAAAAUGAAAGUGGUACUUGGUGUUGUUUUUCUAUUCGUGGUAACACAUGGUUUAGAUGAGCUGAUUAGAGAUUACGAAACAAGUUUAAAAUCAGCGGAAUUAGUAGCCACCAUUCCUGUAUUAGCUAUGUCCUACAAGAUUUCGUUUGAUUUAAAACCCAAGUCAUACUCAUAUGGUUUUCACAGUGUUCUUCAUUUCACAGUUGGUAAUGAUAUCAGUGAAUACGGAGACAGAACUCCUGCACUUUGGUUACGACCCUAUGAACCUAACUAUAGGGGUUUUCACAUUACUGCACCGAUAAAUGGAAAUAGGAAUAGACAAAUCAAUAUUGAUGCACUUCCCCUCAAUGUGUGGACAAACGUUGUUAUUAGUCAGCAACGUGUUGAUGACAAAUAUGUUUUCACAAUUGACGUAAAUGGAACAAACGCAUUUUCUGAAAAUAAUGCCAAACCCCAAAAAUUUGAAAACGUCAAAGUUUUUGCUUCAGAUCCGUGGUAUCCAUCUCAAGAUGGAUCGAUAAAAAAUCUCAUUCUUGUAAACGGGGAGCCUGGUGAAUCUUUAGCGAACGCUGUACUGAAGUCAAAAUAUUUUGUGAAUAAUGAAGUUGAAGAGACACUGAAAAAAAAUAACUUGGUUGCGGUUUUGUCAAAAUUAGAACAAUCAUUUGAUAUUUAUUUCGAUUUAAAACUCAACAGUUUUUCAAAAGGAUUUAAUAGUGUCAUUCAUUUGACUAUAGGAGAGGAUAAUUCGAAAUACGGUGACCGAAUUCCUGGCAUUUGGAUGAAUGAAAAUGUGUUACACCUUGGUUUUGCAAUUAACAAUAAUAAAAAUGAAUUUUUUAAUUCCAAGCCACUUCAACGAGGCGAGUGGAUAAAUAUUCAUAUACGUCAACACGCUGAAUCGGGAAGUGCUUCUUUUACUUUAUAUAUCAAUAACGAAAAUGUAUAUACUGUACAAAACUUCAACCCACAAGUUUUUACAAAUGUCAAAGUUUACGCAGGAGAUCCGUGGUAUGAAGCUCAGGAUGGCUCCAUUAAAAUGUUCAAUGUCAUUAAUGGAUAUUUAGAUGGCAAAAAGGAAGUGAAAAAGGACGCCAUACGAAAAAAGGCGUUUCGGUUAAAUUAUUAAUAUAUGUCAACGACUUGAUUUUUUAUUUCAAAUUUCUUUUUAUUUGUAGUUUUGAUAGUUUUUUUAGUAUGUAAUUUUUGAUGUUUUGAAUUUGUAUUUUUUAUUUUAAAAUACAUCUUUCGCAUUGCAUUCUGUUUAGUUUUUUAUUUUAAAGAAAUUACUGUAUAUUCCGAUGAUUUAUGUAUCAAAGCUAAUAGAAAAAUAACAAAAUAUAUGCAAAAUAU